CCUCCUUCCUCUAUCCCCUCGUAAAACCCUCACUUCGCUCUCGCAGUCGCUCUCGAUCCCUCUCUCCCUCCGCCCGCCAUGGCCCAAACCCUAGCACGCGCCGCCGCGGGCCGCCUCACCGUGUUCUCCCUCGUCACCAGACGCCUCCACUCGACCACGACCUUCGUCACCUCCCCUCCCGCGCUCCCGUCCCUCCUCUUCCGCCGCCGCGCCCUCGGCCCUCUCUCCCACGCCGCCGGCUCGACUCCCUUCGGCGCCGCCGGGGCUCGGUUCGCGCCCAUACGGUGCCGCGUGAACCGGUCCGGGGGCUCCGCGUACUCCCCGCUGAACUCCGGCUCGAACUUCAGCGACCGGCCGCCCACGGAAAUGGCGCCGCUGUUCCCGGGGUGCGACUACCAGCACUGGCUCAUCGUCAUGGAUAAGCCUGGGGGUGAGAACGCCACGAAGCAGCAGAUGAUCGAUUGCUACAUCGAAACCCUAGCCAAAGUUAUCGGCAGUGAGGAGGAAGCAAAGAAUAAGAUAUACAACGUCUCCUGUGAGAGAUAUUUUGGGUUUGGCUGUGAGAUUGAUGAGGAGACAUCAAACAAGCUUGAAGGUUUGCCUGGGGUAUUGUUUGUGCUUCCCGACUCCUAUGUUGAUCCUGAGUACAAGGACUAUGGGGCUGAGUUGUUUGUGAAUGGAGAGAUUGUUCAAAGAUCACCUGAGAGGCAGAGGAGAGUGGAGCCGCAACCUCAGAGAGCUAAGGACAGGCCAAGAUACAAUGACAGAACCAGAUAUGUUCGCCGCAGAGAAAACUAGGUUGAUGUGAGAAAUUGGUGAACAGUAUGUAAAUUGGUUCUGUUAAGAGUAUGCCGGGAGGGGUUACAAGUCUUUAUCUGGCAAUGCUCAGUUGACUUUGGACUGGGGUGCAUGUAUUUGUUUUGUGCUGCUCUUUCAGAUCUGUAUGAACUCCUUUUAUUGUUAAGAUGAUGCAUGCAAGUCCUGUCUUGGAUUUCCAUAGCUGAAGGAAAAUCAUAUAAAGCUGUUAUUUUCUUUAUAA
Messenger RNA from Eucalyptus grandis, 1039 nucleotides. RefSeq names its product multiple organellar RNA editing factor 2, chloroplastic. The record is from RefSeq and is a predicted model, not a curated record. Gene Ontology annotation, biological process: cytidine to uridine editing; mitochondrial mRNA modification. Gene Ontology annotation, cellular component: mitochondrion. The transcript has 4 exons. The coding region runs from base 79 to 798 and encodes 239 amino acids. Lineage: Eukaryota; Viridiplantae; Streptophyta; Magnoliopsida; Myrtales; Myrtaceae.